Molecule: messenger RNA, 1943 nt
Organism: Lipotes vexillifer (Yangtze River dolphin)
Lineage: Eukaryota; Metazoa; Chordata; Mammalia; Artiodactyla; Lipotidae
Product: nuclear pore membrane glycoprotein 210
Exons: 14
Cellular component (GO): nuclear pore
Source: RefSeq, a predicted model, not a curated record
CGAGGAUGGUGGCGCGGGGCCGGCGGCUGUGGCCGCUUCUGCUCGCGCUCUCGGGGCUGCUGGCGCUGGGCCCCAGCGCGCCGGCGGCCAAGCUCAACAUCCCCAAGGUGCUGCUGCCCUUCACGCGGGCCACGCGCGUGAACUUCACGCUGGAGGCCUCGGAGGGCUGCUACCGCUGGUCAUCGACCCGGCCGGAGGUGGCCAGCAUCGAGCCGCUGGGCCUGGACGAGCAGCAGUGCUCCCGGAAGGCAGUGGUGCAGGCCCGCCUGUCCCAGCCCGCCCGCCUCACAAGCAUAAUCUUCGCGGAGGACAUCACCACCGGCCAGGUCCUGCGCUGCGACGCCAUCGUGGACCUCAUCCACGGCAUUCAGAUCGUCUCCACCACCCGCGAGCUCUACCUGGAGGACUCCCCGCUGGAGCUUAAGAUCCAGGCCCUGGACUCGGAAGGAAACACGUUCAGCACCCUGGCCGGGCUGGUCUUUGACUGGAUGAUCGUGAAGGACACAGAGGCCGACGGGUACUCGGACACCCACAACGCGCUCCGCAUCCUGACUUUUUUGGAGUCCACGUACAUCCCUCCCUCCUACAUCUCAGAGAUGGAGAAGGCGGCCAAGCAGGGGGACACCGUCCUGGUGUCCGGGAUGAAGACGGGGAGCUCUAAGCUGAAGGCACGCAUCCAGGAGGCCGUGUACCAGAACGUCCGCCCCGCGGAGGUCAGGCUGCUGAUUUUGGAGAACAUCCUUCUGAACCCAGCUUAUGACGUCUACCUCAUGGUGGGGACAUCCAUCCGCUACAAGGUGCAGAAGAUAAGGCAAGGAAAGAUUACAGAGCUCUCGAUGCCCUCCGAUCAGUACCAGCUACAGCUUCAGAACAACGUCUGGGGCCCCGAGGGAGACCCGGGCCGGCCUGUGGCGGUCUUGGCCCAGGACACAUCGUUGGUCACCGCAGUGCAGCUGGGACAGAGCAACCUGGUCCUCGGCCACAGGAGUAUUCGCAUGCAGGGCGCUUCCCGGUUACCCAAUAGCACCAUCUACGUGGUGGAACCCGGGUACCUGGGGUUCACAGUCCACCCUGGUGGCAGGUGGGUGCUCGAGACCGGCCGCCUGUACGAAAUCACCGUCGAAGUGCUUGACAAGUCCGGCAACAAGGUCUACCUGUCAGAUAACAUCCACAUCGAAACCAUGCUCCCUGCGGAGUUCUUUGAGGUUCUGGCUUCUUCCCAGAAUGGGUCAUACCAUCAUGUCAGGGCGACAAAGAGGGGCCAGACAGCCAUCGACGCCGCCCUCACCUCCGUGGUGGACCAGGAUGGAGGGGUCCACACGUUGCGGGUGCCUGUGUGGAACCAGCAGGAGGUGGAAAUCCAUGUCCCCAUCACCCUCUAUCCAAGCAUCUUGACGUUUCCCUGGCAACCAAAGACGGGCGCCUACCAGUACACGAUAAAGGCCCACGGUGGGAGUGGGAACUUCAGCUGGUCUUCCUCGAGCUCUGUGGUUGCCACGGUCACCGUCAAGGGCGUGAUGACCACAGGCAGUGACACUGGACUCAGUGUGAUCCAGGCACAUGAUGUGCAGAACCCGCUACAUUUCGGUGAGAUGAAGGUGUACGUGAUCGAGCCCAGCGGCAUGGAGUUCGCCCCGUGCCCGGUGGAGGCCAGCAUGGGCCAGAGCCUGGAGCUGCCCCUGAGGAUCCACGGCCUCAUGCCCGGUGGGGCUGACGAGGUGGUCACGCUGAGCGACUGCUCCCACUUCGACUUGGCGGUGGAGAUGGAGAACCAGGGCGUGUUCCAGCCGCUCCCAGGGAGGCUGCGGCCGGGGCCUGAGCACUGCAGUGGUGUCACGGUGAGGGCAGAGGCCCAGGGCUAUACCGCGCUCCUCGUGAGCUACAAGCACGGCCACAUCCACCUGAGCGCCCGCAUCACCAUUGCCUCCUACCUGCCCCUCAAG